AUGAGUACGCACCCUGAAUCGUCCGAUAGGCCUGUAACGACAUCGUCAGCCAACCUGGAAAACCUGAGAGCUCAACUGAGCGAAGUUUUGAACAAAUUUAAUGAGCUAAGCAUGGAAAUGAUAGCACAACGCCGCGUAAUUGAUCAGUUAGUCGUUAGUAGCAGCAGUGGUGUCCAACAUGAGCCCUUACCUGCUAGUCAAACUGAACCGCAACCAAUACUUUUACCCUAUACUCAAACCUUUGUUACUUCACAUGUCAUAAAUCCACCUGAAGAGGCUUUCACCUGUCCCACUCAUGGCCUACCACAUACCUAUGCACCCACUAUCCAAACCAAUCCUUCUCACCCUCAAAUUCCCCAAAAUUAUCCACCGGUUAAUCUGAACAUACCACUUGAACCACAAGAACCAUAUUACUAUUCCACCGCUGAACCAUUAACGCUAGACACCGCUUCCCAAGGAAAAAUUGAAGUUGGGGAAUCCUCCAUGCCAAUCGACAAGAGUCUGUUAAAAAGGUUGGACCGAUUUGACGAAUUCAUGAGAAAGAGCCAAGGCUUGAGUAAACAAGGAGGGUUGGAUUAUAACGAGUUGUGUUUGUUCCCCGACAUGCAAUUGCCUGUGGGUUUUAAAGCACCCAAGUUUAGCAAAUAUGACGGAACAUGCAACCCUAAGACGCAUCUCCGAAUGUUUGCCAACAAGUUGGGAAAGCCAGUAGAUGAUGAAAAUUUGCCAAUACAUUUAUUCCUUGAAAGCUUGGAAGGCGAUGCACUGGAUUGGUAUUCUAAUUUGAAGCCUGAUGCGAUGAGGACCUGGAUGGACCUGUCAACUGCAUUUGUGAGACACUACGAGUACAAUUGUGAACUUGCUCCCACAAAAACCACGCUUGAAGGCACUAAAAGGAAACCAUCUGAUGAUCAUAAGACAUAUGCCAAGCGAUGGCAGCUAAGGUGGAACCUCCAAUGA
This is a messenger RNA of Coffea eugenioides, 960 nucleotides long. RefSeq lists its product as uncharacterized. The transcript has a single exon. The record is from RefSeq and is a predicted model, not a curated record. Lineage: Eukaryota; Viridiplantae; Streptophyta; Magnoliopsida; Gentianales; Rubiaceae. Bases 1 to 960 code for a protein of 319 amino acids.